AUGCCUUCCAAAAUCGCCUCCCCUAUUAGCCCCCCUGCGACAGUUAUUGUCACUGGUGCCAAUGGCUUUAUUGCUCAACACUGUAUUGCAGCGUUGCUCAACCAGGGCUAUAAUGUUGUUGGCACCGUCAGGUCAGCAUCUAAAAUCGACCCAGUAAAGGAGGCACACAAGUCACACCCCAGCCUGCAACUAGUCGUUGUCGACGACAUCACUUCAUCAGAUUGUUACCUCAAGGCUUUCGAUAACUUGAAGCCGAGCGCAGUUUUUCAUCUUGCCGCGCCCUUCCACUACAACGCCACUAAUUUCGAAACCGAACUCAUGAUUCCCGCCGUACUUGGUUCUACCGCAAUCCUUGAGGCCGCAACUCAAAUACCAAGCAUUAAGCGAGUCGUUCACACCAACAGCUUUGCGUGUAUAUAUGACGCUGCCGCUGGGCCAUCCCCAGAAAAGACAUACACUUCUAAAGAUUGGAGUCCGCUUACCUACGAGGAUGGUGUUAAUGCCCCCAAUGCGCCUACCGCCUACCGAGCCAGCAAGACGGCUGCCGAGAAAGCUGCAUGGAGUUUCAUCUCCGAGAGGAAACCUGCAUUCGAUCUAGUCAGCCUUUGUCCCACAAUGGUCUUUGGUCCUUUCCUGCCUGGAUCGACGCCAAAGUCCAUCCAGGAGGUCAACACGAGCAACCUUAUGGUAUGGUCUGUCGUCUCUGCUGGCAAAAACCAACCCGUCCCUCCUACAAAGGGCCCGUGUUGGGUUGAUGUGCGAGAUGUAGCCGAGGCUCAUGUUAAAGCGCUCCUUGUACCCGAGGCGGGCGGCGGCCGUUACAUGCUUUGCCAGGGCGUCUAUUGCAACCAAGAACUUGCCGAUGUGAGCCGGAAGGUGACUUCAAAAUAUGCUGAGAAGAUCCCAGUCGGUGAACCUGGCAAGCGAGAGAAGCACACUCAUUUUGGAGUUGACGCCAGUGAUGCUGAGAGAGUGCUCGGGCUGAAAUGGAGAGGAUUGGAAGACUGUCUAGACGAUCUCGUACCUCAAUUAUUCGAGAUUGAGCGAAGUUCAGUUUCUGCAUAG
Molecule: messenger RNA, 1065 nt
Organism: Metarhizium robertsii ARSEF 23
Lineage: Eukaryota; Fungi; Ascomycota; Sordariomycetes; Hypocreales; Clavicipitaceae
Product: NAD(P)-binding domain protein
Exons: 1
Coding region: 1-1065 (354 amino acids)
Molecular function (GO): oxidoreductase activity, acting on the CH-OH group of donors, NAD or NADP as acceptor
Source: RefSeq, a predicted model, not a curated record